Messenger RNA from Leopardus geoffroyi (Geoffroy's cat), 5549 nucleotides. It is a transcript of the gene THNSL1, whose product is annotated as threonine synthase like 1. Gene Ontology annotation, cellular component: cytoplasm. NCBI's taxonomy places the organism in Eukaryota, Metazoa, Chordata, Mammalia, Carnivora, Felidae. The transcript is spliced from 3 exons. The record is from RefSeq and is a predicted model, not a curated record. The coding region runs from base 3245 to 5476 and encodes 743 amino acids.
AUUUGGGAAAUAAGUUAUUUGGUUUGAACCAAACUUACAGAGGCCACUGCCCUCAGGGAAUAAAGACGGUCAGAGAUAAAAGACAACACCAGUGUGGGUCGGCUCACUGCCAGGGUGCUCGGUGGAGAGAGAAAAACAGCACGAUUGCUUCAUUAACCUUUUAAUUCCUACUUAAAAGGCUAUGCAGAAUAUGUAGGUGCUGAUCAUUUGGGACUUUUAGUGAAUUUCAUUAGCUAAGAAUACAUUUAGUUUUUUCUUAUCCAGUUAAUCAGGUUUUUAUCUUUAUCCCGUGUGUUUAACAUUUUAUUUCAGAUGGGUGACACGUUGGAAAUGAUGCUCCUGUUCACAUCAGAUUUUCUACUUUUUAAAACUUUUUUUUCUGUGUGUAUAUACCACUUUGUCCUUUUCCUUUCCCCUUUAUGUUUUUUUUUUUUUUUGGGGGGGGGUUCUUUUUGCUUAGCAUGUAUAAAGAGAAAAAUUCUUUUUCUAAAGAAUACAUACUUAACUUUGAACUAAGGCCUCCUAAUGAUAACACCAUUAGCCAAUGGAUGGUCAUUGGCCUAAAGCUUAUAAAUAUUCUAAUGAAGAAACACUUUGGGAUGUUUUAUAUUAUUCAGUUCCUAAAAGAGCCAGUAAGUGUAAAGCCUGUUACCUCCAGUUAGUACCAACCGACCUUAGCUACAGUCCUGACUCUUUGGUGUUACCAAAUACAGUAAUUUCACUGAUGACAAUGUAUUUAUUGUGGUUUUAAAAAUACCAAACAAUUUAUGAUCUCACUAUAGUAUAUUUAGUUUACAGUCUUGAUGAAAUUGUUAAAUCAUUUAGAAAGGAACUUUUUUCCCUUAGAUCCUUGGUCUAUAAUUCUGCUUGCCUUUUGAAAACGUAUUUACAAAGAAUAUAUUUCUAUUUUUUUAUAAUUCCCUCAAAAUAGCAAUACUGUUAAAGAAAAUAUCCGUGUGCAAUAUGCCCGCCAGGAAUUAGUAUUGAUAUAUUGUCAGAGGUCAUGAACCUUUUCCAUAAAGGGCUACAUAAUAUUUUAGGCCUUUGCAUGCUGAAUGGUUUUGGUCAAAACUGCUCAACUCCACUGUUGUAGCUCAAAAACAGCCAAAGACAAUACUAAACAGGUGAACAAAUAAGCAAAGUUGUGUUCCCAUAAAACUUAAUUUACAAAAAGGGUGAUUAUCCAGGUUUUGGACAGAUUUGGCCUGUGGGUUAUGGUUUGCACAGACCCCUGCUAUAAAUGCUUGUACAUACAAAUUUGAGGUUUUUUUUGCUAAAGAUUAAUUUACUUAGAUGAAUAAAAUGGGCAUAGGUGGGAAUAUAAAUAAGACAAGGAGGAGGAAAAUAAACCCUGUGUAAGAGAUACUCUUUGUAAUACUUCUAAGUUACAGAGUUUAAAAGGAUACUUAGGAAGUCUUGAAUUAAAUACUCAAGACCAUUAAGAGGAUAUCCAACAGCAAAAGAGUAGCCACAGGAAAGGCUUAAUCAGCUUUGAUACUAAAUAGGGACAAGGAUGAGGGUUGAACUUGUAAAUUCUACUUUUGAUUAUAAGAGCCCUGUGAUUACAACAUGGCACCAGAGUGUGUGUUCCUUCCACCCUUUCCACCUUGCUAUUUCUAGGUAAGUUAGCAGCUGACUGACACAAAGGCUUGUUAUGAGAAGAUUUUUGCUCAGUGUAACAGAGCGGAAUUUUACCCCCUGUGAUUAGUUUAUGUCUUAGUAUAUUUGCAGUUUUUAAAUUAUGUAUUGGGAAACGAUUUAUUGCUGUAAAAAUGCAGUCAUUUUUAAGAAUUUUAAAAAAUCAGGAUGUCUUACUUCUUAAGACAAUGGACUGGAUUAGUCAUUCUUCUGAGAAAUUUAGAUUGCAUUAAUAUAGGGUGACAAGCAUACUCAAGACAUGAAUAUUUUCAGAAGUUUAUUGAACUAUAGCCAGUUCUCAUUAUAAAAUAAUUUUUAAAGUGCUGUGUCUUAUGUUUUAUUUUGGAAUAGUAUGUUUUAAGUGAGUGAGAAAUGCUAAAUCAUCCUGACUAAAUAGGAUUUUGAAGAUUUCCCAGAGGAAUUGGAAACUAGGUAAUUUUAUAAUGGAAUUGAAAAAUUCUUCUCGACCAUUCUGGAAGUAAAAAUUGAUAAUGGAUAUGAUUUUAAUUGAUGAGCAGUCAUCUAGUGUGACCUUAGGAAAACUUCACUGUACAUAGGUUGCUGAAAAUUAAUAUGGUUUUUGGUUUAAAAAAUGUAAGCUUAUUAGCAUUUAUGGGAAAUAAUUUGAAAGUGAUUUAAAAAGUGAUUUCUUUACUUUUUUUCCCCUUGAAUUCUUUAUUCAGUUUUGAUCAGCUUGCCACAGUAAAAUUGUUAAAUUUUGUGUCUUGAGAUCAAAGAGUACGUGAAUCAUUAUGUCCAUGUGGACAUUGUGUUUUUGUAUUUUAAAGUUCUUGCUGUGACACUGACACAUUACUGCCUUUUCAUUUGUCUGUUUGAAUGGCAGGUGUCUAUUAUGUCUAGAAAGUAGCCAGUGGAAUUAGUGGAUCAAAAAGCCCCACUCUAAGUGAUUAGUAGGAAAACCUACUUAAAAAAUAUUACUGUAUAAUGUGCUGGUCUUCCACCCUCUUGAGGAGUUAGUAGGACUAAAAUAUUUUCAUGAGGAACGUGGCUCUGCAAAAAAUACUUCAGGAUAUUGGGAUAGUAAAACCUGAGUACUUUAUAGCCAAGUGAUUUGGUCUAAAUACCGCUUUUGUUUUCUGACUCUUGUAGUUGACUUCCAUUUAAUUGGAAAUUGUUUUGUCUGUUGGCUAAAGGAAAAUUGCCUUUUCAGUGUCACAACAUGGCUUUGAGUCAUAAAGGAGGAUGAUAUGCAGUUGAUCCUCACUUUUCACAGGUUCGACAUUUGUGAAUUCUGCUCGCUAGAAUUUAUUUAUAACCCCACGGUAAUUCCCUGCAGAACCUGUGCAUUCGUUCAUGGACACACGCACUGUGGCGAGAGAUAGGAGUCUCCUGAUGCACGUGCUCCAAGCUGAGGUCAAGCAAGACUCCGUUUUUUUGCUAAGAUUGACUUUGCCUCAGCAUCAACAAACUCUUCAUCUAAGAUUGGUUCCUGUGUGUCAUAUAUUUACAAGUCAGUGGAAAUUACAAGUCAGCACAUACAAACUGAAAAGCCAAAUAAGGAAAUGUAAUCCUUCUCUUGACAGUUCUAAUUUAACUUGGCUAAAGCCAGUUUUUAGGUUGACUUGGGCAGAAAAGUGAAAAGAGAAUGCUCCACUUUAACCGAUGUCCGCAUCUGAAACAAAUAGCCCAGAAAUGUUUUCCUAGUGUACAUGUUAGAACGGAUAAACAUGUGCAGCUGUUUCUUUCAAGAACCUUUGCACUUGCAGAAUUCAGGAAGUCAUGGCACUCAACCCACUCUCUUGUCGGAGACAAAAAUAUUAUCCUGAUGGGACCUCCUGGUGCUGGGAAAACAACAGUAGGCAGAAUAAUAGGUCAGAAACUAGGUUGUUGUGUCAUAGAUGUGGAUGAUGAUAUCCUUGAAAAAACCUGGAAUAUGAGUGUGUCUGAAAAAUUACAGGAUGUUGGUAAUGAGCAAUUUUUAGAAGAGGAAGGAAAAGCUGUGUUAAACUUCUCUGCAUCUGGAAGUGUGAUUUCCCUUACUGGGUCCAAUCCAAUGCAUGAUGCUAGCAUGUGGCAUCUGAAGAAAAAUGGGAUAAUUGUAUACCUGGACGUACCUCUAAUAGAUCUGGUCAGUCGUUUAAAAUUCAUGAAAGUAGAUAGGAUUGUAGGUCAGAAUGCUGGCACAUCUAUGAAAGACUUACUUAAAUUUAGAAGACAGUAUUAUAAGAAAUGGUACGAUACCCGUGUUUUUUGUGAAAGUGGGGCUUCCCCAGAGGAGGUAGCUGACAAAGUGCUUAAUGCAGUUAAAAGAUACCAAGAUGUGGACUCAGAAACGUUCAUUUCAACAAGACACAAUUGGCCUAAAGACUGCAAGCAGAAGGUCUCAACAAAAUUCUUUAGUGAAGCAGUGAUUGAGGGGUUAGCUUCUGAUGGUGGACUCUUCGUUCCUGAGAAGGAGUUUCCAAAAUUAAACUGUAGGGAGUGGAAAAGCCUCGUAGGAGCAACCUACAUAGAAAGAGCACAAAUACUAUUGGAAAAGUGUAUACAUCCUGCUGACAUACCUGCUGCCAGAUUGGGAGAAAUGAUUGAAACUGCUUAUGGGGAAAACUUUGCCUGCUCAAAAAUCGCCCCUGUCAGGCACCUUUCAGGCAACCAGUUCAUCCUGGAGCUGUUUCAUGGACCAACAGGAUCAUUUAAAGAUUUGUCUUUACAGCUUCUGCCUCAUCUGUUUGCACACUGUAUUCCACCAAGCUGCAAUUAUAUGAUACUUGUAGCUACGUCAGGAGACACGGGCAGCGCAGUCUUAAAUGGCUUUAGUCGUAUUAAUAAGAAUCACAAGCAAAGAAUAGCCGUGGCCACAUUUUUCCCUGAAAAUGGAGUAAGUGAUUUUCAAAAAGCACAAAUAAUUGGCAGCCAGAAAGAAAAUGGGUGGGCAGUGGGUGUCAAGUCAGAUUUUGAUUUUUGCCAGACAGCUAUAAAAAGAAUUUUUAAAGAUUCGGACUUUACUGGCUUUCUUAUUAUGGAACAUGGAACUAUCUUAAGUUCAGCUAAUUCCAUCAACUGGGGCCGACUGCUUCCCCAAGUAGUUUAUCAUGCUUCUGCAUAUCUUGAUCUUGUUAGCCAAGGAUUUAUUUCUUUUGGAAGCCCAGUGGAUGUCUGUAUUCCCACAGGAAACUUUGGUAACAUUUUAGCAGCAGUGUAUGCCAAAAUGAUGGGAAUCCCUAUUCGAAAAUUUAUUUGUGCCUCUAAUCAGAACCAUGUUCUGACUGAUUUUAUAAAAACAGGACAUUAUGAUCUGAGGGAAAGAAAAAUAACUCCUACCUUUUCACCAUCAAUAGAUAUUCUUAAAGCUUCAAACCUGGAACGACAUUUACACAUGAUGGCUAAUAAAGAUGGAGGGUUAAUGACAAAAUUAUUUAAUCAACUAGAAGAGCAGCAGCACUUCCAGAUAGACAAGAUGCUAGUUGAGAAACUUCAGCAGGAUUUUGUAGCCGACUGGUGCUCUGAGAGAGAGUGCCUUGCAGCUAUUCAUUCCACCUACAAUACUUCAGGGUAUAUUCUGGAUCCACACACUGCGGUUGCAAAAGUGGUUGCGGACAGAAUGCAAGACAAAACUUGCCCAGUGAUUGUCUCAUCUACAGCUCAUUACUCAAAGUUUGCACCUGCUAUCAUGCAGGCUUUAAAGAUUAAAGAAAUCAACCAUACUUCAUCAAGUCAGCUUUAUUUACUGAGUUCAUACAAUGCAUUACCUCCACCUCAUGAAGCUUUAUUAGAAAGAAUGAAGCAGCAAGAGAAGAUGGAGUACCAGGUCUGUGCAGCUGAUGUGGACGUCCUAAAGAAUCAUGUGGAAAAACUAAUACAAAGUCAAUUCAUAUAAAAAUGUUUUGAGUAAAGUAUUUUUUUCUGGUGAUAAGCAUGCAAUAAUAAAUCACAAACAUUGAUUUGGAGUA